Chelonoidis abingdonii (Abingdon island giant tortoise) is the source of this 1670-nucleotide messenger RNA. The record is from RefSeq and is a predicted model, not a curated record. NCBI's taxonomy places the organism in Eukaryota, Metazoa, Chordata, Testudines, Testudinidae.
ACCACAAACAUUAUCUCCCCACAUAUCUUUUGGGGGUUAUUUAUUUUGCAGGAUGCUUAACUAUGUUUCUAGCCAUGCCUCAUAUAAGGUAAUAUUGGUAAGUUUGGUAACCACUGAAAGAGGUCCACUGCUGCCACUUUAAACACUGCUCAACAUCAUAGAAAUCUCAGCUUUAAUGGGUUAAAAAAGCAUGGAUUUGUUGUGUAAGAUGUUGGGAUAGAAAAAAGCAAUGGAAGUAUCGCUGUGAUUUGCCUCUCUACAUUUAUUUCUACAUGUGUCAAAUGCCCACCUGUUCAAUCAUACAGGCACCCUUGAUAAUUUUGUUACAGCUGGUUUGCAGUAAGAUUAGAUGCUCUUUGCAUUAGGUAGAUGUAGAUAUGGUUUCUGUAGUGAUGGGGCAGACUGCAGAGAUCUAUUGGCUGCUAGCUUUGUAAAUUUCAUUCAGUUUGGUCCAAUAGCAGAAGGAGAGAGACUGGCACAGCCUGGACCUCUCUCCCUCUUCAAUCUCUCUUUUUCUUGCAGAUCAGUCUCUCUCCCUGUCUCUGUGUCUCUGCAUAGGCAAUCAGAGCUCUUACUGACAAACCCAACUCUCCCUCUUGCACUGAUUUUGUAAUGAAUUUUCUUCCUGAAUGUAGGUCGUUUACAACAGUAAGCGCCAGUUUCCUCCAAAUCCAGCGUUGUUGUUGCUUUUUUAUUUUUAUUUUUUUGUGGUCAUUGCAUUCCUUUGGACAAGAAAAUCGCAUUGGAUUCCAAAAAACAUAGGGGAGCCUUGUUUGAAUAAUUCGUGUCGUCUGAUAUCCUGUCAGGAUUCCCUGGAAGAAUUUGGCUGAGUAAAAAAGGACGUCCGUGCAGCUGCAGCUGUCGCACUGUUAAGGCUGAUUGAUCUUGCUGGAAUCUAUUGGAAGGAAUCAUUGUGCCAAUGAAGCAGAGUGACCGCUGACCACAUUCUCCUUCUCAGCCUGCUGGGAAGUGCCACCAGGAUUAAACCUGCAUUGGAACCUGGGGAUGGACCUUAGGGACGAAGACCCCUUUGGUUGUCGUGACACUGGAAUCUGUCUAUGGUCAAUCAACUGAGGCACCAACCACACUCAUCCUUAGGCUUUUCAUUAUCUGAAAAUAUUACGUGUUGCCUUUCACUUCAUCUCCCUUUGUCUCCCCAACUGUGGAAGACAGAGCCCUGCUGAUGUUGAUAUAAACAAUGUCAAGGCCAAUGGGACUCCUAUGGCUGCCUUUGAUCUUCACUCCAGUCUGUGUCAUGUUGAAUUCUAACUUCCUUUUGUGGAUAACUGCACUAGCUAUAAGAUUUACCCUCACUGAUGGCCAAGCACAAUACCCUGUUGUUACCACGAAUUAUGGCAAAAUACGUGGCCUAAGAACACCUUUGCCCAAUGAGAUCCUGGGCCCGGUGGAACAGUACCUGGGAGUUCCUUAUGCCUCCCCUCCGACUGGGGAGAGGCGAUUCCAGCCCCCAGAACCUCCCUCCUCAUGGACUGGGGUUCGGAAUGCCACGCAGUUUGCUGCCGUCUGCCCACAGUACCUGGAUGAGAGAUCACUGCUCAAUGACAUGCUGCCGAUCUGGUUUACUGCCAAUCUGGAUACUGUUGUGACAUAUGUACAAGAUCAAAAUGAAGAUUGCCUUUAUUUGAAUAUCUAUGUGCCCACUGAGGAUG